AUGGAUGAAGAGGCACUUAAAAGAAUCUCAUCUUCUAUCAAGAAAGAGCUUGCUACACUAUCUUAUACACGGCCUUCUAAUGAUACAUUUCCUUCUGAUCUUAAGUUUUAUAAUUUGUGGGACAAUGAUCUGUGUGAGUACGGGGAAAGGUACCUGUAUUGGGUUCUCAACAGACUUGAUGGGACAAGUGUAGUAGAUAAAUUCGUCAUGGCCUUAAUUGGAAAUACAAAUUUGUUAGAAAGAGCCUCCCAAUUUUAUCAUAUUGAAGGGCGUUUUCGUUGGGAUGUGUUUUUGAGACAGAGGCUUGUUGAAAGUUGCUUCGUCAUUGAGUUAUUUCGCAAGUAUGCCAUGAAGGAACUGAGAGAGGUGGAUGACCCUAUCUUCAAUAGGCCACAAAAUCUACUUGUGGUGCAGCAUUAUUUAAUUUCGAAUGAUAGCUUUCCAUUCUUUGUCCUAGUUGAAUUCUUCAACGUGACUAAGAAUCAAGAUGAUCCACGAGACAACUUCAUUGAUUUAGUCCUACUUUUUUUCGAAAAUUUGGUAGGUCAUCCUUUGAAACCAUCACCUAAUAACCCAAUUCAAAUUGAUGAGAGCAAACCACUAGUCGACCUGGUACAUAAAGCUUUGUCUGAUCCCGUAGCUGCUGAGAUGUCAAUUACUAUGGAAACGGAUAUAGAAUUUCACUUCAUAAAUUAUGCAACAGAACUCCAAGAGGCUGGGGUUAAGUUCAAGAGAAUGAAAGGAAAUAACCGGGAAAUUAAGUUCCAAAAUGGUGUAUUGGAAAUCCCACCUAUAAAAGUUGCAAAAAGCACCACACUGUUUCUCCUUCAAAGGCUAAUGGAAUACGAGCAGGGGCGCUGGUUUCCAGAUUCUGCUCCCAGAUAUGUCAAUGACUACGUAAAAUUCAUACAAUGUCUCAUAAAUUCCCCAAAGGAUGUGGAACUGCUUCGCCGUAGCAGAAUCAUCGAGAAUUGGCUGGGAAAUGACCAACUGAUCUUCGACGAGCUUAUCAACUUGGGCAACAAAUCCAAAAUAUCGCUUAACUUCACUUACUCUGGAAUUUUCAAGAAAGUGAAUGAUCAUUGUGGGCGUCGUCGAAACGUAUGGAUGGCCAACUUAUGGAGGAAUUAUUUCAAUAGUCCAUGGUCAUUUAUUUCGUUUCUUGCUGCUGUUGAAUUGCUUCUUCUCACCCUCACACAGACUGUUUUUUCCAUUCUCUCUUCUCAUCCUAGUGAGGUUACACUGUAG
Camellia sinensis is the source of this 1248-nucleotide messenger RNA. RefSeq names its product UPF0481 protein At3g47200-like. The record is from RefSeq and is a predicted model, not a curated record. NCBI's taxonomy places the organism in Eukaryota, Viridiplantae, Streptophyta, Magnoliopsida, Ericales, Theaceae.